AUCCUGUAACAAAAUGAACAACACCAGUGUGGAAUCGAAUGUUAGCUUAAAUACAGCCUGGGAGUCUUACUUAAACCCCGUAUACAAUUGUUAGUACGACUAUUGGCUGAAUUAUUUUAAUUUGUGGACGUUUGGCCAUUUUUACCUCUCUCAUUCUCUACCAUGCCGGUGAAUUAGCUCGACACGAAAUUAGGCUUGUAGCUCGCUAGCCUGUCUUUAUCUUAUCGACACUUGGGCUGUUAAACGUGACUGGGAAACAACUAUCUUAUUGAACCCACAACCAGUGACUAUUAAGCAACAUUUUCUUUUUUCAAUUCGAAUGCGUCCCAAGAGGAGUUAGAGAAAGUCACUCGGUCUGGAUCCUGAUAAACUCUGAACCAUUGAAACAACCGCCAUGACAGCUGCAAUCAGGGAAUCUGCCCGUGUCCCAGUCCGAGUAGCUGGUGAUGGCAUGGAAACGGAAAAAAACCCCUCCAUCUUGGAGGUCAGCGCAGAUAAGAUGCCACUUGGGCUGGCAUCCGUUCCCCUCUUGCAGGCAGCAAGUCCCAAGCACAGCACAAAAGUUUCCCAACUUCCUCCCCCUAUUACGCCACAACCUCUUGGGGUGCUCCACCUGGGCAAGGUGUGUAGGGAGGCCUGCACAGAGGUUGAGGCUGUAAGGAUCGUUGUCCCUCGUGCUGCCAUAAGUAGAAGUAGCCGUGCACCUGAGGGGAAAGGAGAUGCAGGGCAACAGGCAGAGGAGCGAAGUUCAUCCCCGCAGCCUAUGGUGGAGGACUGGAGAGGCCAGCUAGAGAAGCUUCAGAACUCAGAACGCAGGCUGCUCCAGGACAAGGAAGGCCUCUCUAAUCAGCUGCGUGUGCAGACAGAGGUGAACCGUGAGCUCAAGAAGCUGCUGGUGGCGUCUGUGGGUGAUGACUUGCAAUACCAAUUUGAGCGUCUGGCACGCGAGAAGAAUCAGCUAAUUCUGGAGAAUGAGGUUUUGGGUCGAAGUUUGUCACACACGGCAGAACAGCUGGAACGCAUGAGUAUCCAGUGUGAUGUGUGGAGGAGCAAGUUCCUGGCCAGCAGAGUGAUGGCAGAGGAGCUGACAAAUGCCAGAGCAGCUCUGCAGCGUCAGACCAGAGAGGCACAAGGAGCCAUCCAAGACCUUUUGUUAGAGCGAGAAGAGUACUCAAGAGAAAUGGUGCACACUCACAGAUCUCUGGAGCAGCUCUUGGUUUCUCUGCAGUGGGGCAGACAGCAGACAUACUACCCCAGUGCACAGCCGCUAAGCACAGGAGAGCUGGCAGCGGCCAAUCACAAGCUAGCAGACACCAUCAACUGUCACCUGUUGGGCAAGGACACUAGCAGGGUGGUCAAAAGUAGCAGAGAAACGUCUGAGCAGGUCUGCAGCACACCAGCAGAGAAGAUGGCUGAGAAGGUGCUGAAGAUUUUAGAUCCAAUUUCCUGCACAGAAAACCAGACAGAGUCUGCGCUAAGUGACUCACCCCCUUCGACCUUUCUGAGCAAUAAGAAGAGCAUUGGCAGGUUCCAUCCAUACACUCGCUAUGAGAACAUCACUUUUAACUGCUGCGAACGCUGCACUGGAGACAUUCUCGUGCUGUAGACAAGCAGCAAAACAGUACACACCAUCUUUUCAUUACAUUAUCGCCAAGCAAUAGACGUUGGAUGUGAUCAUGAUCGUCUUCAUAUUAUUGGCAGUUACUCUCAAAAGAAUAACCUAUCUGCAGUGUAUCAAAUGGUAUCAAGUAUCAACACGUGCCGCCCAAGGUAGUGGAGGUCACGGGAGAAAUGAACCUGUUGUUUUCAGGACUUGACCAGUGAAACUCAAACUUUCUGAAAUCAUUGUUCUUUGGAAGAAUGAACACUCUUAAUACUUUUAUAUAUCAAAUCCAAGAUCCUUUGUACCUUAGGUCCAAAGUCAUGUUGUACAUUUUUUUUAGUGCUCUGGCAGUUGCAACUGUCAUCAAAUGUCCUUAUUUUUCCUCAAUGAUCUUUGUGAAUUGUGUUAACUGAAGUGUAAUAUAUGCUAAUUACUAUUCUCUCAUACCAGUGUCUUAUUACAUUUUUCUGCUUAUUGUAUUUUAUGAUUUGGAUGAACUGUUGAACAUACCUUAAACUUUUGAAUAUAAUUAUUUAUAAUGUAAUUAUGAAUUUAAAAUCUUGCUUUAAGUUAGAAUUUUUGAGUAAACAAUGCAUUUCAGAGCCUGGUUCACAUUGAUGACAAAGCCAGUGGUGUCAAUGGUCCCACUUUAGGAUCUUCUGUAGAUAUAUACCGGUUUAUGUUCUAUGUUAUAACAUGGAAAAGACCUUAGCCAGCUAUGACAUGAAAUUAUUUUAUUUAAAGGACUUUAAUGUUACAAGUACUCUUCAAGUAAACUUUAACUUGUAUUUAUCUUAUUUUAAAGUUUUGGAGAGAAUAUUUUGUGUUAAGGAUGUUUUUCAAAACACAGCACAAAGACGUGUAAUUGUUUUUAUUUACAAAGAAAGCAUUCUCUGAAAAUAAAGAUCAAA
Dunckerocampus dactyliophorus (ringed pipefish) is the source of this 2514-nucleotide messenger RNA. It is a transcript of the gene blzf1, whose product is annotated as basic leucine zipper nuclear factor 1. NCBI's taxonomy places the organism in Eukaryota, Metazoa, Chordata, Actinopteri, Syngnathiformes, Syngnathidae. Gene Ontology annotation, cellular component: Golgi membrane. The transcript has 6 exons. The record is from RefSeq and is a predicted model, not a curated record. Gene Ontology annotation, biological process: Golgi to plasma membrane protein transport; Golgi organization. The coding region runs from base 395 to 1606 and encodes 403 amino acids.